UUACACAAUUGUUUUAUCCUCAAGGAGUCGUUGUAGAUCAAUUGGGUACUGUCUAUGUGACGGAUUACGGUAAUCAUCGAAUCAUGCGUUGGCCAAAAGGAGCCACACAAGGAAGUGUCAUUAUUGGUCGAAACGGUUGGGGAGCACGGUCAAAUCAACUCAAUUAUCCCACAGGUUUAUCAUUCGAUCGACAUGGCAAUCUCUAUGUCGCCGAUUGGAGAAAUGAACGAGUACAAAAAUUUAAUAUCGAAUGA
This is a messenger RNA of Rotaria sp. Silwood1, 254 nucleotides long. The record is from the annotation of a GenBank genome assembly. Lineage: Eukaryota; Metazoa; Rotifera; Eurotatoria; Philodinida; Philodinidae.